Messenger RNA from Stegastes partitus (bicolor damselfish), 1575 nucleotides. RefSeq names its product solute carrier family 1 member 1 (gene slc1a1). Gene Ontology annotation, molecular function: glutamate:sodium symporter activity; L-cysteine transmembrane transporter activity; L-glutamate transmembrane transporter activity. Gene Ontology annotation, biological process: L-glutamate transmembrane transport. Gene Ontology annotation, cellular component: plasma membrane. The record is from RefSeq and is a predicted model, not a curated record. NCBI's taxonomy places the organism in Eukaryota, Metazoa, Chordata, Actinopteri, Pomacentridae. The transcript has 12 exons. Bases 1 to 1575 code for a protein of 524 amino acids.
AUGGACAUGAUGGGCAACAAAGAGCGACGAGGCGUGAAUUUCAAAGGCUUGCUGAAGAGGAAUUGGCUCCUAAUAGCCACCGUUUUAUCAGUGCUGCUCGGGAUCAGUUUGGGCGUCGUGGUCAGAGAGUAUGCAUCCCUCUCCCAUCUCCACAAGCAGUAUUUCGGCUUCCCAGGAGAGAUCCUAAUGCGAAUGCUGAAGCUGGUCAUCCUUCCACUCAUCAUUUCGAGCAUGAUAACAGGUGUUGCAGCCCUGGACUCUGAAGUGUCAGGAAAGAUAGGUCUGCGAGCUGUUAUUUAUUACUUCUCAACAACAAUCAUUGCAGUUAUUCUUGGAAUUAUUUUGGUAAUGACUAUCAAACCUGGAGUCUCUCAGACAGCUGACCACAUUGACAGAACUGGGACCACGCCUAAUGUCACUACAGUGGACACACUACUGGACCUCGUCAGAAACAUGUUUCCAGAAAAUCUGGUGCAGGCUUGUUUUCAGCAGUACAAAACGAAGCGCAAAGAGCUGGAGCCUCCGAAGGUUUCAGUCAACACCACCACAAUUCCACCUCUUGCAACUACUAUCAUGGCAGCAGUGGAGAACAUCACCAAGGAAUAUAGUAUCGUCGGCACAUAUUCGGAUGGAAUCAACGUAUUGGGGCUUAUCGUGUUCUGUGUUGCUUUUGGCCUUGUCAUUGGGAAAAUGGGAGAAAAGGGUCGCAUCCUCCUGGAAUUUUUUGAUGCCCUGAAUGAAGCAACCAUGAAACUGGUCCAGAUAAUUAUGUGCUACAUGCCCAUAGGAAUCCUGUUCCUUAUUGCUGCUAAGAUCAUUGAGGUGGAAGACUGGGAGAUCUUCAAGAAGAUGGGUCUUUAUAUGGUGACGGUGCUGAGUGGUCUAGCUAUCCACGCCACCAUUUGUCUGCCACUGAUCUUCUUCAUCAUCGUAAGGAAGAACCCUUAUACAUUCACACUGGGGAUGGCUCAGGCUUUGGUGACAGCGCUGAUGAUCUCCUCUAGCUCUGCUACCCUGCCUGUCACCUUCCGAUGUGCGGAGGAGAACAAUCGUAUUGACAAGAGGAUCACCCGCUUCGUCCUCCCAGUGGGUGCCACCAUUAAUAUGGAUGGCACAGCGUUGUACGAGGCAGUGGCCGCCAUCUUCAUCGCCCAGCUGAAUGACUACGCCCUAGAUGUGGGCCAGAUUGUUACUAUCAGUAUAACAUCAACAGUUGCCAGUAUUGGAGCAGCAGGAGUCCCUAACGCAGGUCUUGUCACUAUGGUCAUCGUCCUAACAGCGGUUGGAUUACCUGCAAAUGAUGUCACUCUGAUAGUUGCUGUAGACUGGCUGCUGGAUCGGUUCCGCACCAUGAUCAACGUCCUCGGCGAUGCUUACGGAGCCGGUAUCGUUCAGAAACUCUCCAAGAGGGAACUGGAGAGGAUGGAUCUGACAUCAGACGUGGAUGUCGCCAACCCUUUCGCUCUGGAAGCCACUUUGGACGAUGAAGAGUGCGAGAAGAAAUCUUACGUCAACGGAGGCUUCACCGUCGACAAGACAGAUGCAAUCUCCUUCACGGAAACCUCCCAGUUUUAG